This is a messenger RNA of Impatiens glandulifera, 1850 nucleotides long. RefSeq names its product probable transcription factor KAN2. Gene Ontology annotation, biological process: regulation of DNA-templated transcription; abaxial cell fate specification. The transcript has 6 exons. The coding region runs from base 290 to 1360 and encodes 356 amino acids. Gene Ontology annotation, molecular function: transcription cis-regulatory region binding. NCBI's taxonomy places the organism in Eukaryota, Viridiplantae, Streptophyta, Magnoliopsida, Ericales, Balsaminaceae. The record is from RefSeq and is a predicted model, not a curated record. Gene Ontology annotation, cellular component: nucleus.
AACCUUCUUAUCAAGUGUCAUUUUCUCACAUAUACUUCACACAAAAGAAACAACCAUUCACUUCAUACCUUGUCAUUGCAUCUCUUUCUUUCUCUCUCUAUUUCUCUCUAUCUCUCUCACACACACAUAUUAUCCUAAAUUUCUCUGCAACUACACCCUCCUCAAAGAAGCUCCAUCCCAAGCAAGACACAAAAUUUAACCUUAAACACCAACACCCAAAGCUCCAACCAAGAAGAAGAAGAAGAAGGAAGAGGGUUUUUUUUGUUUGAGAAAGAAUCAAGAAUCAAGAAUGGAACUAUUCCCAGCUCAACCAGACUUGUCUCUGAAAAUCAGUCCUCCAAACAGUAAACAACCCACAUCAGGAACCUGGAAUUCAAGAAAGGAACAAGAAGACAUAGAUUUAGGAUUCUUGAAAACAGCUCCUUUUAACUUCUCUCUUUCUAACCCACCUCGUCCUUCUUCCUCCGACUACACUCUCCAUAACUUCCACCGAUUUCAAACAGCUCCGGUCACCGCCCCCGCCGCCGCCAACAAUCUCUUCCCUUCAUUCCAACAUCUCUAUCAUCAAAACGUCUUGAACCAAGAACAUGGAUUCUUGAAACCCAUUAAAGGAAUCCCAAUUUACCAUAACCAUAAUCAUAAUCAUCCUCAUCCUUACACUUUCACUCAUCAUCAACCUAAUUCAGACACAUCUUUCACAACCAACACUCAAAGUUGCACUAAUUUCUCAUCCUCCACUUCUCCGGGAAGAAUCAACCGGUCUAGGUUUCUUCCGUCGACUAGGUUUCCGGCAAGGAGGAGCAUGCGGGCACCACGGAUGCGAUGGACUACAACCCUCCAUGCCCGUUUCGUUCAUGCUGUUGGACUCCUCGGCGGCCAUGAUAGAGCAACACCCAAAUCAGUUCUUGAAUUAAUGGAUGUUAAAGACCUUACCUUGGCCCAUGUUAAGUCUCAUUUGCAGAUGUAUCGUACGGUUAAAACAACAGACCGAGCAGCCGGUUCAUCAGAUUUAUAUGAUCAAAAUGGGUUAUCUGGAGAUACUAAUUCAGAAGAAGGAACUGAAAAUGAAAUUCAGAAGAAGAAUAAAACAUCCGACCAUGAUCAUCAUCAACAACUUUCAAUUCAACAUGGAAUCAAACAAAUUUUUCAUCAAGAAAAUGUCCUUUGGAGCAAUUCCUCAAGCAUGGAAACAUGGCUGCAUGACAAAUCUUCUCCUAAUAUACCAUCUCAUGAGAAAGAUGUCGAUGGAAACUGCUUGAGCAACGAGAGAAUGUCUGAUGGGAGUUCAUGCAACAUUAACUCGGAGUCGACGAGCCAAAAGAAGCCUAAUCUUGAAUUCACUUUGGCCAUUCCACACUAAUAUAUAACCAUCCCUCAAACUUGCAAGGAAUUUUAACAUGUAUUGCUAGAUGGCGAAGAGAAUUAUGAUCAGGUGCCCCUUAAUUUGGGCAUGGGGAAACUAGAGAAAGAUCAUAAUUAAAGCUAUUUUCUACAUGAAGAUAGAUUGAGAAAAAAAGGGAAAAGAAGUGGUUAAAAAGAAGGAUAAAGGGGAAGCAAAGAAAGACAAGAAAGCAACAAAAGGAAAAAAGGAUGGCUGAGAAAAAGCUAGCAACCAUGUAUGCAUGAGCCUUAGAAUUAUUACAACUUGAUUGCUAAGGCAUUUCAUCUGACCUAAUGGCUAAUACUAUGUCUAUUUAUAUAUAUAUAUUAGAACUCAAAUUAAUUCUGUCACAAUUUUGGAGGCCAUGUUGAGUGUAUGAUCAUGAUAUAUAUAGUUUCUUAUGGAUCUGUUUUGUUUUUGGCCAAGUAUGAGCUCUUUGAUAUAAUUUUGUAUUCCUAAUGCUUUAUUA